This is a messenger RNA of Debaryomyces hansenii CBS767, 342 nucleotides long. RefSeq lists its product as uncharacterized. The record is from RefSeq and is a predicted model, not a curated record. Lineage: Eukaryota; Fungi; Ascomycota; Pichiomycetes; Serinales; Debaryomycetaceae. The coding region runs from base 1 to 342 and encodes 113 amino acids. The transcript has a single exon.
AUGAUUGUCACGAAACAGGAGAAUAUAAAUGGAGAUGAUUAUCAGAUAGUGAUCAGCAUUGAUAAGCAUGACAAGUCCAGCAUCAACGUCUACGUAAAUGAAAUGACAAACACAAGUGUUGGAAGCUACGUCUAUUCGAUAAAUGACAAGAAAUCGGGCCAAAUAUAUUCCAGUGUGCUCCAGGAUCACUCUAGCAACAUAGUAACGGAGCAAGCGAGGAAUUUAGGCUACUUAGUGGUGAAAAAAUACUGCAGGCCCAGCUAUACGAACAUAAACGGGCAGAUCAGUGAUUAUCCACAGGUAUUGAAGGUAGUGUUCAAUUUAUUGGACGAGAGUAUUUAG